Molecule: messenger RNA, 772 nt
Organism: Drosophila ficusphila
Lineage: Eukaryota; Metazoa; Arthropoda; Insecta; Diptera; Drosophilidae
Exons: 1
Coding region: 93-677 (194 amino acids)
Source: RefSeq, a predicted model, not a curated record
AUUGUUACAAGAAAACAGCUGACUUAUUUCGCACUUACUUUUGUAAACAAUUUAAAAUCCUCAGAUAUUUUUUGGCUUUUUCUGUAUUUUAAAUGUCCAAGGAGGCGAAUAUAACUCCACAAUCCGGACGGAAACCCCGAUUGGGCUUGGGAAAACGUGGCUGUCAAUCCACACCUUUAAUGAGGCUCAAGAACGAGGAAUCCGCUGAAAGAACACCAAAAAAUAGGAACCUGGAGACUCCAAAAACCCUAGCUCUAUCCCUGAGCGGCCGCAGAAUAGGUUUAUCCAAAAACAGGACGGAUUCCUUGUCGAAAAAGAAACUGGAGUUUGCUGUGGCGCAGGAAUUUAAGGAGGAGGAGCAGAAAAAUGUAACGAAUACAUCUAAAAAUGAACCAAAGAAACCGGACAAAAAAAAUACGGAUAACCAGAACUGUAAAAAGGCAGAAGAUGGAAACAACUCAGAGCAGGAAAAUCAUCCACAGGCAAACCAGCCUGAGGAAUGUCCAAAAAACCGCCAAAUCAUAGAACUUGAAGGCGAUAUUGAAGUUUGGCGCCGUGCGUUUAUAGCUUCUGUGCAUGAUAUACUGACAAUGGUAGAGCCAGGACUCUCGAAAAGGGACCUUCUUGCUCAGCUUGGCAUUCCCCUCGCGAUGCUGCGCUAUCUAGAGGAGGAUUAAGUUUACAUAAACGUAAUUUUUCAUAUAAUUUAACAUUGAGAAACUGUAUUUCCCUUGCAACAAAGCGGCAAAUUAAACUUAAGGACAAACUAGUA